Suillus plorans is the source of this 1262-nucleotide messenger RNA. RefSeq lists its product as uncharacterized. Bases 1 to 903 code for a protein of 300 amino acids. Gene Ontology annotation, molecular function: oxidoreductase activity. The transcript has 5 exons. Lineage: Eukaryota; Fungi; Basidiomycota; Agaricomycetes; Boletales; Suillaceae. The record is from RefSeq and is a predicted model, not a curated record.
AUGUUCUCUCCUGAUAGUUAUACGUUGAAGAAGCUCUACGAUCUCACUGGCCUGAUCGCACUAGUGACCGGUGGUGGUACAGGCAUCGGCCUUAAUAUUGCACGUGGCCUCGCUGCUAAUGGGGCCAAGGUGUAUAUCACCGGCCGAAGGAAGAAUGUUCUUGAUGGAGUAGUUGCGGAGUGGAAUACAACCAAGACACGACGUAGACAAGAGAUGGAUGUCACGAAUAAGGACAGCAUUAAAGCUGGUGUGACGAGAAUAUCCCAAACAGAGAGAAGGCUACACAUUCUCGUGAACAAUGCUGGCCAAUGUGGUCCUGUCUCUGAUGAACUAAAUCAGCCAUCGACUACUGCUCAAAAGGAGGCCGGACCACUUAGUGAAUACCUCUUCAACAAUGAAUCGUUCGAGGAGUGGGGCUCCCUUUUCGCCAUUAACACAUCUUCGAUCUACUUUGUGACUAUUGCGUUUUUGGAUUUGCUCGACAAGGGCUCUAAGGAUACCGGUAAAGAAGGGUUCUCUUCAAGCGUCAUCAAUAUCACCAGUAUCAGCGGGCUCAUAAAGGUCGCACAGAGACAUUUCUGCUACAACAGCUCAAAAGCUGCUGCAUCUCACCUGACCAGGAUGCUUUCGACAGAAUUUGCCCUGAAAGGAAUCAAUGUUCGAGUGAACGCCAUCGCGCCAGGCGUGUAUGAAAGCGAGAUGACAUAUGACAAUAUUACAGGGCAAGCUGCAACUGAUUCGGUUGGUAUGCCGGUGGUGCCGGUACCAGCAAAGAGGCCGGGGACCGGAGCUGAAAUGGCAGGCACUGCCGUGUAUCUUGCAUCGCCUGCUGCGGCAUAUAUGAAUGGGCAGGAAUUGGUUAUUGAUGGUGGAUACUUGGCUGUGAAUCCUUCAAGGGUGUAGUAUGCUGUUGGUCGGCGUUGCCUCAUGAGUUGUUUUUUUUGGUUAUCUUGUAGCAGAUGAACAGGCAUAGAUGUAGCAUAUUUAGCAUUCUCCAAGGUUUUGGUCGUCUACAUUUUGAAAAUUUGUGCAUGCGCACCAAAAUUAACUGGUUGGGGUUUCCCCCUUGGCCAGACCAUAAAGAAGGAAUACGUUCGUUCCUUCUUGAUUUCGAAUUGCAGUGAUAAGUGACACACUCAACAGCCAACUACAGGCUUAUCUGUGGAGUAAAGGGUCGUGUGAACAAGUAUUGCACCGCUGUAUCAAUCCUGAACAAAUCAAAUGCAGUUAUCCGAUCUUGAAGGAUCCCGGGCCCGUAUUCG